Molecule: messenger RNA, 15425 nt
Organism: Enhydra lutris kenyoni (northern sea otter)
Lineage: Eukaryota; Metazoa; Chordata; Mammalia; Carnivora; Mustelidae
Gene: BLTP1
Product: KIAA1109 ortholog
Exons: 84
Coding region: 24-15053 (5009 amino acids)
Biological process (GO): synaptic vesicle endocytosis
Source: RefSeq, a predicted model, not a curated record
GCUGCUCUGGAAAAACUUUAGUAAUGGAUCAAAGGAAGAAUGAGAGUAUUGUCCCUAGUAUUACUCAAUUAGAAGAUUUUCUUACAGAACACAACUCCAAUGUUGUUUGGCUCCUUGUUGCUACCAUUUUAUCCUGUGGAUGGAUUAUUUAUCUCACAUAUUACAAUUCUCGAAAUGUUGGUCUUAUUUUAACAUUGGUUCUUAAUAGAUUAUACAAGCAUGGCUAUAUCCAUAUUGGGUCCUUCUCUUUCUCUGUUCUUUCUGGAAAAGUCAUGGUUCGUGAAAUUUAUUACAUUACAGAAGACAUGUCUAUUAGAAUUCAAGAUGGAUUUAUAAUUUUUCGGUGGUGGAAAAUGUAUAAUCCAAAGCAGAAACAACAUGAUCCAAAGGCAGAAACCAGAUUAUACAUCACAGUCAAUGACUUUGAAUUUCAUGUCUAUAAUCGUUCGGAUCUUUAUGGACGUCUUCAAGAAUUAUUUGGUUUGGAGCCAACAAUAAUUCCACCUAAGAAAGAGGAUGAUAAAACACGGGAAAAUGGAAGAACAAGAACCCAGUCCAAAAUCGAAAGAGUUAAAGUAAAAACAGAAUCUCAAGACCCCACAUCUUCAUGGAGAUCACUUAUUCCAGUCAUAAAGGUCAAUGUGAGCACAGGACGUUUGGCCUUUGGAAAUCAUUACCAACCUCAAACUCUGUGUAUCAACUUUGAUGAUGCUUUCUUAACUUACACUACAAAACCGCCUUCUAGUCAUCUUGAUCAAUUCAUGCAUAUUGUGAAAGGGAAACUUGAAAAUGUUCGAGUCAUGCUUGUUCCUAGUCCAAGAUAUGUUGGUCUUCAAAAUGAUGAACCACCAAGAUUAAUGGGAGAAGGGUUUGUGGUGAUGCAGUCAAAUGAUGUUGACAUCUACUACUACAUGGAUGAGCCAGGACUUGUUCCAGAAGAAACAGAAGAAAAUAUUGAAGGAGAAAUGAGUAGUGAGGAUUGCAAAUUACAAGAUUUGCCUCCGUGUUGGGGACUGGAUAUAGUUUGUGGUAAAGGAACGGAUUUCAACUAUGGGCCAUGGGCCGAUAGACAAAGAGACUGUCUGUGGAAGUUUUUCUUCCCACCUGAUUAUCAAGUUCUGAAAGUUUCUGAAAUUGCACAGCCUGGGAGACCACGACAGAUCCUUGCUUUUGAACUCCGAAUGAAUAUUAUUGCAGAUGCUACAAUUGAUUUGCUGUUUACCAAAAACAGGGAAACAAAUGCUGUACAUGUAAAUGUAGGAGCUGGCUCAUAUUUAGAAAUUAAUAUUCCAAUGACAGUUGAGGAAAAUGGUUAUACUCCUGCAAUUAAAGGACAGCUCUUACAUGUUGAUGCUACCACCAGCAUGCAAUACCGGACCCUUUUAGAAGCAGAAAUGUUAGCAUUCCACAUCAAUGCCAGUUAUCCCCGAAUAUGGAACAUGCCACAGACUUGGCAGUGUGAAUUAGAGGUUUAUAAAGCCACCUACCACUUUAUCUUUGCACAGAAGAACUUCUUUACUGAUUUAAUCCAAGACUGGUCUAGUGAUAGUGCUCCAGACAUUUUUUCAUUUGUGCCAUAUACAUGGAAUUUUAAAAUCAUGUUUCAUCAAUUUGAAAUGAUUUGGGCUGCUAAUCAACACAAUUGGAUUGACUGUUCCACUAAACAACAGGAAAAUGUGUAUCUGGCAGCCUGUGGGGAAACAUUAAACAUUGAUUUCUCUUUGCCUUUUACGGACUUUGUUCCAGCUACGUGUAACACCAAGUUCUCUUUAAGAGGAGAAGAUGUUGAUCUUCAUUUAUUUCUACCAGAUUGCCACCCCAGUAAAUACUCAUUAUUUAUGUUGGUAAAGAAUUGCCACUCAAAUAAAAUGACUCAUGAUACUGGUAUUCCUGCUGAGUGUCAAAGUGGUCAGAAAACAGUUAAACCAAAAUGGCGGAAUAUUACACAAGAAAAAGCUGGUUGGGUUGAAUGCUGGACUGUCCCAAGUGUCAUGCUUACAAUUGAUUAUACAUGGCAUCCAAUUUAUCCACAAAAAGCAGAUGAGCAACUAAAACAAUCAUUAUCAGAAAUGGAAGAAACAAUGCUUUCUGUAUUAAGGCCAUCCCAGAAAACAUCAGACAGAGUUGUUUCUUCUCCUUCUACAUCUUCACGCCCACCUAUCGAUCCCUCAGAACUUCUACCUGAUAAACUUCAUGUAGAAAUGGAACUUUCCCCAGAUUCUCAAAUAACUCUUUAUGGACCACUAUUAAAUGCCUUCUUAUGUAUAAAGGAAAAUUACUUUGGGGAAGAUGACAUGUAUAUGGAUUUUGAAGAGGUUAUUUCAAGUCCUGUUCUGUCACUGUCAACAUCAUCCAGCUCUGGGUGGACUGCUGUUGGGAUGGAAAAUGACAAAAAGGAAAAUGAAAGUUCAGCCAAGUCAAUUCAUCCGCUUACCUUACGUCCUUGGGAUAUUACUGUACUUGUUAAUUUGUACAAAGUUCAUGGACGUCUUCCUGUUCACGGAACCACUGAUGGCCCUGAGUGCCCUACAGCAUUCUUGGAAAGACUGUGUUUUGAAAUGAAAAAAGGAUUUCGAGAGACCAUGCUGCAACUUGUCCUGUCACCCCUAAAUGUGUUUGUCAGUGAUAACUAUCAGCAGCGACCUCCUGUGGAUGAAGUACUCAGGGAGGGUCACAUCAAUUUGUCAGGUCUCCAGCUGAGAGCACAUGCUAUGUUCUCAGCAGAAGGUCUUCCUUUGGGAAGUGAUUCCUUAGAAUAUGCAUGGUUAAUUGAUGUGCAGGCUGGAAGUCUUACAGCUAAGGUCACAGCACCACAGCUAGCUUGUCUGUUGGAGUGGGGACAGACAUUUGUUUUUCAUGUGGUAUGUCGGGAGUAUGAACUGGAAAGACCUAAAUCAGUAAUAAUAUGUCAGCAUGGAUUUGACCGUCGGUUCUGUGAAUCCAAGUUGAGUUGUAUUCCUGGGCCUUGUCCAACUUCAGAUGAUUUGAAAUAUACUAUGACUCGUUUAGCAGUAGAUGGAGCAGAUAUUUAUGUCGUGGAACAUGGCUGUGCUACAAAUCUAAAGAUGGGUGCAAUUCGAGUUGCAAACUGUAAUCUCCACAAUCAGUCAGUUGGGGAAGGAAUAAGUGCUGCAAUUCAGGAUUUUCAAGUGAGACAGUACAUUGAACAAUUAAAUAAUUCCAGAGUUGGACUUCAGCCUACAGUACUACGGAGGGCCUAUUGGCUUGAAGCAGGGUCAGCCAAUUUAGGACUCAUUACUGUUGAUAUUGCAUUAGCUGCUGAUCAUCAUUCUAAACAUGAGGCUCAAAGACAUUUCCUAGAAACUCAUGAUGCCAGAACUAAAAGGUUGUGGUUUUUGUGGCCAGAUGAUACCCUGAAGAAUAAGAGGUGUAGGAACAAGUGUGGUUGUCUCGGUGGCUGCAGAUUCUUUGGUGGCACAGUUACUGGCCUAGAUUUCUUCAAACUUGAAGAGUUGACACCUUCCAGUAGUUCUGCAUUUUCAAGCACGAGUGCAGAGUCUGAUAUGUAUUAUGGACAGUCUCUGCUACAGCCUGGAGAAUGGAUUAUUACUAAAGAAAUUCCCAAUAUUGUAGAUGGUAAUGUGAAUGGCAUGAAGAGGAAAGAAUGGGAAAACAAAUCAGUGGGAAUAGAAGUAGAAAGAAAAACUCAGCACCUUAGUCUUCAAGUACCAUUACGAUCUCAUAGUUCAUCCUCUUCCUCAGAGGAAAAUAGUAGUUCUAGUGCUGCACAACCUUUAUUGGCUGGAGAAAAGGAAAGUCCCUCUUCUGUUGCUGAUGACCAUUUGGUUCAAAAAGAAUUCUUGCAUAAUGCAAAAAGAGAUGAUGGCCAUGUAAGCAUUCCUACAGAAAUUCCAGGAAACAGCCCCGUGUCUCCUAAUACUCAGGAAAAGUCAGUAGGUCAAUCUCCUUUGAGAUCUCCCUUGAAACGACAAGCUUCUGUAUGUUCCACUCGACUUGGGAGUACCAAGAGCCUUACUGCUGCUUUUUAUGGGGACAAGCAGCCUGUUACAGUUGGAGUCCAGUUUAGUAGUGAUGUCUCCCGAAGUGAUGAGAAUGUAUUAGACUCACCAAAGCAGAGAAGAAGUUUUGGUUCAUUUCCAUACACGCCAUCGGCAGACUCCAAUUCAUUUCAUCAAUAUCGGUCAAUGGAUUCCAGCAUGUCAAUGGCUGAUAGUGAAGCCUACUUUUCUGCAGCCGAGGAAUUUGAGCCCAUUAGCAGUGAUGAAGGCCCUGGAACUUAUCCAGGUAGAAAAAAGAAGAAAAAGCAAACACAGCAGAUUGACUACAGUAGGGGUUCCAUAUAUCACAGUGUAGAAGGACCACUUACUGGCCAUGGAGAGACCAUUCAGGAUCCCCGAACUCUGCCAUUCAAAACUCAUCCUUCCCAGGCUUCAUUUGUUUCUGCAUUAGGUGGAGAAGAUGAUGUUAUAGAACAUCCGUAUGUUGUAGAGGUUGAGAAAACACUAGAGAGUGAACAGAUUACUUCUCAACAACCUGUGAUGAAUUGUUAUCAGACUUAUCUUACUCAGUUCCAGGUAAUUAAUUGGUCAGUGAAGCACCCUACUAACAAAAGAACCUCUAAGUCCUCAUUGCAUCGUCCCCUUGAUCUGGAUACUCCAACCAGUGAAGAAAGCUCAUCAUCAUUUGAACAGCUUUCUGUUCCAACUUUUAAGGUUAUCAAACAGGGGCUCACAGCUAAUUCUUUACUAGACAGAGGAAUGCAACUUUCAGGAUCAACUUCAAAUACACCAUACACUCCUCUGGAAAAGAAAACGGUUGAUAACACAGAUGAUGAAACAUUGGCAGAAGAGUGGACCCUGGAUCAGCCGGUCUCUCAGACCAGGACCACAGCCAUAGUUGAAGUGAAAGGGACUGUUGAUAUUGUUCUGACUCCCCUGGUAGCCGAAGCUUUAGACAGGUACAUUGAAGCAAUGGUUCAUUGUGCUAGUACCCGCCAUCCAGCUGCAAUUGUAGAUGAUCUCCAUGCCAAAGUCCUCAGGGAGGCUGUCCAAAAUAGCAAGACUACCUUCUCAGAAAAUCUAUCUUCCAAACAAGAUGUUAGAGGAACAAAAACUGAACAUGCUACCAUAGGAACGACUAAUCAAGGACAAGCACAGACAAAUCUUGUAUUGAAGCAAGAUAAUGUAACAAUUAAAGGUCUUCAGGCUAAUGUUAGCAUACCAAAGGUAAACUUAUGUUUGUUACAAGCCUCAGUGGAAGAAUCUCCAAGUACGGCUCCUAGUAAAAGUGUGACUCAUGUUUCUCUAAUAGCAUUGUGUUUUGACAGAAUUGCUACACAAGUUCGUAUGAACAGAGGUGUAGUUGAAGAGACUUCAAAUAAUACAGAACCUGGUAGAACAUCAAAUUUUGAUAGGUAUGUCCAUGCCACUAAAAUGCAGCCUCAGUCAUCUGGAUCUCUCAGAUCAAAUGCCGGAGCAGAAAAAGGCAAAGAAAUUGCAGCCAAGUUAAAUAUUCAUCGAGUUCAUGGGCAACUUAGAGGUCUUGAUACAACAGAUAUAGGUACCUGUGCCAUCACUGCUAUUCCUUUUGAGAAAUCCAAAGUUUUAUUUACUCUUGAAGAGUUGGAUGAGUUUACUUUUGUGGAUGAAACUGAUCAGCAAGCUGUUCCAGAUGUAACUCGAAUAGGUCCCAGCCAAGAAAAAUGGGGUUGGAUAAUGUUUGAAUGUGGACUUGAAAAUUUAACCAUAAAAGGUGGAAGACAGUCUGGUGCUGUUUUAUAUAAUACUUUUGGAAUUAUGGGUAAAGCUAGUGUCACAGAAAGAGGUGGAGUGCUGACAUCCAAUAAUUCUUCUGAUUCUCCAACUGGCAGUGGCUAUAAUACUGAUGUCUCUGAUGAUAAUCUUCCUUGUGAUCGAAUAAGCCCUUCUUCAGACUUAAAUGGAAAUUCUGUUUCAGAUGAACAAGAUGAAGGAGUUGAAUCUGAUGAUUUGAAAAAAGAUCUACCUCUGAUGCCUCCACCUCCAGAUUCAUGUAGCAUGAAGUUGACCAUCAAGGAAAUUUGGUUUAGUUUUGCAGCUCCCACCAAUGUGAGAUCUCCUACACAUGCAUUUUCUAGGCAGCUGAAUCUUUUAAGCACUGCAACUCCAGCUGUUGGUGCAUGGCUUGUUCCCAUUGAUCAACUCAAAUCAUCCUUAAACAAAUUAGAAACUGAGGGCACCUUGAGAAUUUGUGCUGUUAUGGGAUGCAUAAUGACAGAAGCAUUAGAGAAUAAAAGUGUACAUUUUCCCUUAAGAAGUAAAUACAACAGACUUACAAAAGUUGCCCGUUUUCUCCAAGAAAAUCCUUCAUGUUUACUGUGCAAUAUACUACAUCACUACCUGCACCAGGCAAAUUACUCCAUCAUUGAUGAUGCUACAAUGAGUGAUGGACUUCCUGCUUUGGUAACUUUAAAGAAAGGUUUAGUUGCACUGGCAAGACAGUGGAUGAAGUUUAUUGUGGUGACACCAGCCUUUAAAGGAGUUAGCUUACACAGACCAGCUCAGCCACUGAAACCUCAAUCAGCUGUGGACCACGAACAUGAAGACGGACUUGGGCUAGACAAUGGAGGUGGUCUUCAAAGUGAUACCAGUGCUGAUGGAGCAGAAUUUGAAUUUGAUGCAGCCACAGUCAGUGAACACACAAUGCUAUUAGAAGGAACAGCCAACCGUCCUCCACCUGGUGGCUCUGGACCUGUAACUGGAGCUGAGAUAAUGAGGAAACUUUCUAAGACUCAUACCCAUAGUGACUCUGCAUUAAAAAUAAAGGGUAUUCACCCAUAUCAUUCUUUGAGCUAUACCAGUGGGGACACUGCCACAGAUUCUCCUGUGCAUGUUGGCCGUACUGGGAUGCCAGUGAAGGAGAGUCCAAGGAAGGAGAGCCUACUCAGCUACCUGACUGGAAGCUUCCCAAGCUUGCACAAUCUCCUAGAAGGGACUCCUCAAAGAAGUAGUGCAGCUAUAAAAAGCAGCUCCCUAACGAGAACAGGAAAUACAAUGGCCACUGAUAUGUUAUCUGAACAUCCCUUGCUAUCUGAGCCAUCAUCUGUGAGUUUCUAUAAUUGGAUGUCAAAUGCUGUGGGUAAUCGUGGAAGUAUGGUACAAGAAUCUCCUGUUACAAAAUCCACACACAAUAGUCUUCCAUCAGGUGUUGCACCCAAUCUUCCUACAAUACCCUCAGCCUCAGAUUUCAACACCGUCUUGUCUAGUGACCAGAAUACUUUGGAUGGAACACAUUCUCAGCAUAGCACUAGUCAGGAUGAUGUGGCAGGUGUAGAAGAAGCCAACCAAGGGUUUCCUGCUGUGCAGCUUGCUGAUGCACAGGUUGUUUUCAAACCUCUUCUCAGUCAUACAGGGAUUCAGUCCCAGGAUGCAAUGCCACUCUGCUACCGAAUGUACUUCGGAGAACACCUUUCAUUUUCAGGGACUUUGGACUGCCUUAGAGCAGAUAUUGUGGAUUCGGACACAGCCAAAGAGAGAAAAGGCAAAAGAGCAAGAAGGCAAGGUCAUGUGAAUCUUCCUCCACUUGAGUUCAAACCAGCAUUAAUGUUGGAAACCUUUAGCAUCAGUGCUGUUGUAAUGGAAAAGUCAGUGUGCACCCCUCAGAACUCUACCAGUGCUCUUUCUUUUCAUGAUCUCAACAAACGGUAUUAUAAUACCUUUCACUGUAACUUUACUAUUUCUUGUCAGUCAAUAAGCCAGCAUGUAGAUAUGGCUUUGGUUCGUCUUAUUCAUCAAUUUAGUACAAUGAUAGAUGACAUCAAAGCAACUCAGACUGACAUUAAACUUAGCAGAUAUACAGCUGGAUCAGCUUCCCCAACACCUACCUUCAAAACCAGAAAACAUCGGGAUUUUCGCUCGUCUGACUUCAGCCGCAGUUCUAGAGGAAGUCUGAAUGGUGGCAAUAGAGUAAACAAUGCAAAGAACAAACGGACCAACAAUGACAAUAACAAAAAGGAAUCUCGAAACAAAAAUUCAUUAGGAAGAUCUGAAAGAAGAACUUCAAAAGUGUCUAGGAAAGGUUCAAAAGAUGUGGUGGACCAUAUGACUAUUCAUAUGGAUGACUCUGAUUCAAUUACAGUGUCAGAACAAAGUGAGCCUUCAGCUGAGUGCUGGCAGAAUAUGUAUAAAUUACUUAAUUUCUAUUCACUUAUCUCUGAUCCAACAGGAAUAUUGGAGAAGUCUUCAGAAACAUUUGGACCAGCAGGAGUUCGGAGCCCUACAGAGCCGACAUGUAAAGUUGUGUUUGAGAAUGAACAAGACAGUAAUAGUUUGACGAAGACACAGAGGAAACGUAGCUUGGUGACUUCUGAACCUCAGCAUGUUACUCUAAUAGUGUUUGGGAUUGGCAUGGUGAACCGCACACACCUGGAGGCGGACAUUGGGGGGCUAACAAUGGAAUCAGAACUCAAGAGGAUCCAUGGUAGCUUUACACUUAAGGAAAAAAUGAAAGAUGUUUUACAUCAAAAGAUGACUGAGACUUGUGCCACUGCUCAUAUUGGUGGGGUUAAUAUUGUGCUGCUUGAAGGGAUUACACCAAAUAUACAAACUGUAGUGAAAUGUAGUAUUGCCAAGUCACAAGCCCUCUAUAGUGCCCAGAGAGGGUUGAAGACUAACAAUGCUGCCGUGUUCAAAGUAGGAGCUAUCAGCAUCAACAUUCCCCAGCACCCUGCCACCUUACAUAGCAUGAUGGUUCGAAGUUCCCACCAACUAUCUAAGCAGAUCUCAGAUCUUAUCAGACAGCCUUCUACAGCCCCACAGCCUAUGAAAGAAGAUAUUGCAACACCCCUACCUUCUGAAAAAACUCCGACAAGUGUUAAUCAAACUCCUAUCGAAACAAAUGAAUUUCCUCAGUUACCCGAAGGUUUAGAAAAGAAGCCCAUUGUUCUUAAAUUCAGUGCCAUGUUAGAUGGUAUAGCCAUUGGAGCAGCACUUUUACCAUCUCUGAAAGCAGAAUACAAAAUGGGAAGAAUGAGAAGUCAUGGAAUGACAGGUGCACAGACCAGGUUUACAUUUGAGCUGCCAAAUCACAGAUUACGUUUUACUUCAAAAGUUUCUGCCACAGAUAUGUCAACCAUUCCUCCUUCUGCCAGUCUCAACCUUCCUCCUGUUACUAUGUCAGGGAAAUACAUAAUGGAAGAACAUGAUAGUUAUUCAGAUCAGGUGUGGAGUAUUGAUGAACUACCUUCUAAACAAGGGUACUAUUUACAGGGAAAUUAUCUACGUUGUGUGGCAGAAGUUGGUUCCUUUGAACAUAAUCUCACAACUGAUCUUCUAAACCACUUGGUAUUUGUACAGAAAGUGUUCAUGAAGGAAGUUAAUGAAGUAAUACAGAAAGUUUCUGGUGGGGAGCAGCCUAUUCCUCUUUGGAAUGAACAUGAUGGAACAACAGAUGGAGAUAAGCCUAAAAUUCUACUCUAUUCCCUGAACUUGCAGUUUAAGGGUAUUCAAGUAACAGCCACUACUCCAUCAAUGAGAGCUGUGAGAUUUGAAACUGGAUUGAUAGAGCUGGAACUUUCGAACCGACUUCAAACCAAAGCUUCACCAGGGAGUAGCAGCUAUCUGAAACUGUUUGGUAAAUGUCAAGUGGAUUUAAAUCUGGCAUUAGGACAAAUUGUCAAACAUCAAGUUUAUGAGGAAGCUGGUUCUGAUUUUCAUCAAGUUGCCUAUUUUAAAACCAGAAUUGGAUUAAGAAAUGCCCUCCGAGAAGAAAUCAGUGGUUCUUCAGAUAGGGAAGCUGUGCUUAUUACCUUGAAUAGACCAAUUGUUUAUGCACAACCUGUGGCCUUUGACAGAGCUGUGCUGUUUUGGCUGAAUUAUAAGGCCGCCUAUGACAACUGGAAUGAACAACGAAUGGCUUUACAUAAAGAUAUUCAUAUGGCUACAAAGGAGGUAGUAGAUAUGCUACCAGGUAUCCAGCAAACAUCAGCCCAGGCCUUUGGGACUCUCUUCCUCCAGCUUACUGUGAAUGAUCUGGGAAUAUGCCUGCCCAUCACAAAUACUGCACAGUCUAAUCACACUGGAGAUCUUGACAUUGGUUCUGCUUUAGUAUUGACCAUUGAAAGUACUCUCAUCACUGCUUGUUCUUCAGAAUCUCUGGUUAGUAAAGGGCAUUUCAAAAACUUUUGUAUUCGUUUUGCUGAUGGCUUUGAGACGUCGUGGGAUGACUGGAAACCAGAAAUUCGUGGCGAUCUAGUGAUGAAUGCCUGUGUAGUUCCAGAUGGCACCUAUGAAGUAUGUUCUAGGACUACAGGACAAGCAGCUGCUGAAAGUAGUAGUGCUGGAACGUGGACACUCAAUGUUUUGUGGAAGAUGUGUGGGAUCGAUGUCCAUAUGGAUCCUAACAUUGGCAAAAGACUUAAUGCUCUGGGCAAUACCCUUACAACACUGACAGGAGAGGAGGACAUAGAUGACAUUGCUGAUCUAAAUUCAGUGAACAUAGCUGACCUGUCAGAUGAGGAUGAAGUUGAUACUAUGUCUCCCACUAUCCAUACUGAAGCUGUAGAUUAUCGAAGACAAGGAGCAUCUUGUAGCCAGCCAGGAGAACUUAGAGGAAGAAAAAUUAUGAAGCGUAUAGUCGAUAUCAGAGAACUGAAUGAACAGGCAAAAGUAAUAGAUGAUCUUAAAAAAUUAGGUGCAAGUGAAGGGACCAUAAACCAAGAAAUUCAGCGUUAUCAACAGUUAGAAUCUGUCGCUGUGAAUGAUAUUCGAAGAGAUGUUCGUAAGAAAUUACGGAGGUCCAGUAUGCGAGCUGCUUCUCUAAAGGAUAAGUGGGGUUUGGGUUACAAACCAAGUUAUAGCCGUUCAAAAAGCAUUUCUGCUUCUGGAAGACCUCCUCUUAAACGAAUGGAAAGGGCAAGUUCUCGAAUAGGAGAAACUGAGGAGCUCCCUGAAAUCCGUGUGGAUGCAGCAUCUCCCGGACCCAGAGUAACUUUCAAUAUCCAAGAUACAUUGAAAAAAACAAUAUGGGGAAGUACGCCACAAUCCAGCUGUCCUGGGGAAGGGUAUUUUCAGUUUCCAGAGGAGACAGAACUGGACCUUUUGUCAGUAACCAUUGAAGGACCAUCCCAUUACUCCGCAAAUAGUGAAGGAUCAUAUUCUGUGUUCAGUUCUCCCAAAACUCCAGGAGGCUAUUCAUCAGGCAUUCCUUUCCAGCCUGAAGAGGGCCGACGGGAUGACAGUUUGUCUUCUACUAGUGAAGAUUCUGAGAAGGAUGAAAAGGAUGAAGACCAUGAGAGGGAAAGGUUUUAUAUUUACCGGAAACCCUCACACACAUCUCGUAAAAAAGCAACAGGCUUUGCUGCUGUUCAUCAGCUAUUUACAGAACGCUGGCCCACAGCUCCAGUCAACCGAAGUCUUAGUGGCGCAGCUACAGAGAGAAAUAUUGACUUUGAACUUGAUAUACGGGUGGAAAUUGAUAGUGGAAAAUGUGUUCUCCACCCAACUACCCUUCUACAAGAACAUGAUGAUAUAAGCUUGAGAAGGAGUUAUGAUAGAAGUUCCAGGAGUUUAGAUCAAGAUUCUCCUUCAAAAAAGAAGAAGUUUCAAACCAAUUAUGCUUCUACCACCCAUUUAAUGACUGGCAAGAAAGUACCAUCUUCUCUACAGACAAAGUCUAGUGACUUAGAAACAACAGUAUUUUACAUUCCUGGAGUUGAUGUAAAGUUGCAUUACAAUUCCAAGACACUAAAGACCGAAUCACCCAAUGCUUCCAGAGGAUCUUCCUUGCCAAGAACGCUCUCUAAAGAGUCCAAGCUGUAUGGUAUGAAAGAUAGUGCACCAUCUCCUCCUUCUCCUCCUUUACCUUGCAAUGUCCAGAGCAAGACUAACACCUUACUUCCUCCCCAACCCCCACCUAUUCCCUCAGCCAAAGGAAAAGGAAGUGGAGGAGUAAAAACAGCCAAAUUAUAUGCUUGGGUAGCGCUUCAGUCAUUGCCAGAAGAAAUGGUUAUUAGUCCCUGCCUGUUAGAUUUUCUGGAAAAAGCUCUGGAAACUAUCCCAAUUACACCAAUUGAAAGGAAUUAUACAACUGUCAGUUCACAAGAUGAAGAUAUGGGACAUUUUGAAAUACCAGAUCCUAUGGAAGAAUCGACAACAUCAUUAGUAUCAUCUUCAACAUCUGCUUACUCUUCCUUCCCUGUAGAUGUUGUGGUUUAUGUACGAGUUCAGCCCUCACAGAUCAAGUUUAGCUGCUUACCAGUAUCCAGAGUAGAAUGCAUGCUAAAGCUGCCAUCCCUGGACUUGGUGUUUUCUUCAAACCGAGGUGAACUGGAGACUUUAGGGACCACGUAUCCCACAGAAACUUUAUCCCCUGGAGGUAAUGCUACUCCAAGUGGAACAAAGACUUCUGCAAGCAAAACUGGAAUACCCGGUUCAUCCGGCCUGGGCAGCCCUCUUGGCAGAAGUCGACAUAGUAGUAGUCAGUCGGAUCUGACCAGUUCUAGCAGCAGUUCAUCUGGUUUGAGCUUCACUGCAUGCAUGUCUGACUUUUCCCUUUAUGUAUUUCAUCCGUACGGAGCAGGGAAACAAAAAACUGCUGUUUCUGGGCUCACAUCUGGAUCAGGAGGACUAGGGAAUGUGGAUGAAGAACCCACUUCAGUCACUGGUCGAAAAGACUCACUCAGUAUAAACCUUGAAUUUGUAAAAGUGAGUUUGUCUCGGAUAAGGCGUUCAGGAGGUGCCUCAUUUUUUGAAAGUCAGUCUGUAAGCAAGUCUGCAAGCAAAAUGGAUACCACACUAAUCAAUAUAUCUGCUGUAUGUGAUAUAGGGUCUGCCUCCUUUAAAUAUGAUAUGCGUCGACUCAGUGAAAUUCUGGCAUUUCCAAGAGCCUGGUAUAGGAGAAGUAUUGCAAGACGCCUAUUCCUUGGAGACCAAACUAUAAAUUUGCCAACAUCUGGCCCAGGGACACCUGAUUCCAUUGAAGGUGUAAGCCAGCAUCUUUCCCCUGAAUCAUCAAGAAAAGCUUACUGCAGGACCUGGGAGCAGCCUAGUCAGUCGGCCUCUUUCACCCACAUGCCUCAGUCACCUAAUGUAUUCAAUGAGCAUAUGACAAACAGCACCAUGUCACCAGGGACAGCAGCACAGAGCCUAAAAUCCCCAGCUUCCAUAAGAUCAAGGAGUGUGUCUGAUUCUUCAGUUCCCCGAAGAGAUUCGCUUUCAAAAACAUCAACUCCUUUUAACAAAUCGAACAAAGCAGCCAGCCAACAAGGGACCCCAUGGGAAACAUUGGUCGUGUUUGCCAUCAACUUGAAGCAAUUAAACGUUCAAAUGAAUAUGAGUAAUGUAAUGGGAAAUACAACUUGGACAACUAGUGGUUUGAAGAGCCAGGGCCGUCUUUCGGUAGGAAGUAAUCGAGAUCGAGAGAUAAGCAUGUCCGUUGGUCUGGGAAGAUCACAGUUGGAUUCUAAAGGAGGAGUAGUUGGAGGGACCAUAGAUGUCAAUGCUUUGGAGAUGGUUGCUCAUAUUUCUGAACAUCCAAAUCAGCAACCUAGUCACAAGAUUCAGAUUACUAUGGGUUCUACUGAAGCUCGUGUUGAUUACAUGGGCUCAAGUAUCCUCAUGGGUAUCUUCAGUAAUGCUGAUCUGAAGCUUCAGGAUGAAUGGAAAGUAAAUCUGUAUAAUACACUGGAUUCAAGCAUGACUGAUAAAAGUGAAAUAUUUGUCCAUGGAGAUUUGAAGUGGGAUAUUUUCCAAGUAAUGAUAUCAAGAUCAACUACACCAGACCUGAUAAAAAUAGGAAUGAAGCUCCAGGAGUUUUUCACACAACAGUUUGACACCAGCAAACGAGCUCUGUCUACCUGGGGACCUGUUCCAUAUCUUCCACCUAAGACAAUGACUAAUAACCUAGAGAGAAGUUCACAAGAACAAUUGCUCGAUGCAGCUCAUCAUCGACAUUGGCCUGGAGUAUUGAAGGUGGUAUCAGGAUGCCACAUAUCCUUAUUUCAGAUUCCAUUACCAGAAAAUGGAAUGCAGUUUGGAGGAUCAAUGAGCUUACAUGGAAAUCAUAUGACAUUGGCUUGUUUUCAUGGUCCAAAUUUCCGUUCAAAAUCCUGGGCCCUUUUUCACUUAGAAGAACCAAAUAUUGCUUUUUGGACCGAAGCUCAGAAAAUCUGGGAAGAUGGCUCUAGUGAUCAUUCUACAUAUAUAGUACAAACAUUAGAUUUUCAUCUGGGCCACAAUACCAUGGUUACCAAACCAUGUGGGGCUUUGGAAAGUCCUAUGGCAACAAUAACCAAGAUAACAAGGCGUCGCCAUGAAAACCCACCCCAUGGAGUAGCAAGUGUAAAAGAAUGGUUCAACUAUGUUACAGCCACAAGGAAUGAAGAGCUAAACCUGCUUCGUAAUGUUGAUGCUAAUAAUACUGAGAAUAGCACUACAGUGAAGAAUUCUAGUUUGUUGAGUGGAUUCAGAGGAGGUUCUAGCUACAAUCAUGAAACAGAGACUAUCUUUGCAUUACCAAGGAUGCAGCUUGAAUUUAAAUCCAUUCAUGUUCAAGAACCACAGGAACCUUCAUUACAGGAUGCCAGCCUGAAGCCGAAGGUAGAAUGUAGUGUGGUGACAGAGUUUACUGACCACAUUUGUGUGACUAUGGAUGCUGAGCUCAUCAUGUUUCUUCAUGAUUUAGUGUCAGCUUAUCUUAAAGAAAAAGAAAAAGCCAUUUUUCCACCUCGGAUUUUAUCUACUCGACCAGGACAGAAAAGCCCAAUUAUUAUACAUGAUGACAAUUCCUCUGACAGAGACAGAGAGGACAGCAUCACUUACACGACUGUGGACUGGAGAGAUUUUAUGUGCAACACAUGGCAUCUAGAACCCACUCUCAGAUUAAUUUCUUGGACUGGAAGAAAGAUUGAUCCAGUAGGUGUUGAUUAUAUUCUUCAAAAACUGGGCUUUCAUCAUGCCAGGACUACUAUUCCUAAAUGGCUUCAAAGAGGAGUCAUGGACCCCCUUGACAAGGUUCUGUCAGUUCUUAUUAAAAAACUUGGUACUGCACUACAGGAUGAAAAGGAAAAGAAAGGAAAAGACAAAGAAGAACACUAAAAAAAGUAACUUGAUCUGUGAACAAAUUAAGAUUGUGUCUGUUAAGUUUUAUUACACUGGAGUGUUUUUUUUUUUUUUUUUUUUUUUUUUGUAUAGUAAAAUUAUUUUCAGUAUAACUUAAAAUAACUCUAAUUUUGUGGCCAUUAUAUUGAAAGUUUGUAAGUUAACCUGUUUAUUCUAGUUCCACCAUUCUAUAUACAGUGAAAUAUUGCAUGAUAAUGUACAUUUUGUGAAAAACUAGAUUAUAUAAAUCUGCUCAGUAGGGUUUAUAAUUGUAUUAUGUGCAAUAUGAUUCCUGCAUCUUUAAAAUAUUUUCAGAGUAACUGUGAAUUUUUGUUAUUGGCCAUAACUUUUAGAAAAAAAUCUUGUUUA